Brassica napus (rape) is the source of this 2343-nucleotide messenger RNA. Its product is annotated as putative 3,4-dihydroxy-2-butanone kinase. Gene Ontology annotation, biological process: glycerol catabolic process. Gene Ontology annotation, cellular component: cytosol. Bases 202 to 2133 code for a protein of 643 amino acids. Gene Ontology annotation, molecular function: glycerone kinase activity. The transcript is spliced from 16 exons. The record is from RefSeq and is a predicted model, not a curated record. Lineage: Eukaryota; Viridiplantae; Streptophyta; Magnoliopsida; Brassicales; Brassicaceae.
ACACGUCUUCCACCGCCAUCUAUUUUGAAUUUUUUGGGGUUUAUCGUACGGAAACUCUCACUCACACUCUCUCUCUAGCUUUUCUUCUUUCAAGUUGCUUCUUCUCUCGCUCUCACAUUAAACCUUCUCCUCCAAUCCUCUCCCGCUUUCGUGCGAGCUUCUCCGAUUCUCAAAGUUUUGAUUGCCCCAAUACUCACGAAAAUGGUUUACGCGGCCGAUAAAUUCAUCAACAACCCCAACGAUGCUGCGACUGAUGUCAUCAAGGGACUUGUGGACACUUAUCCUGGACUCCAGUAUUUGUUUGGCUUCGCCAUUCCUAAGGUUACGGUGGUGAUACAAGCUGGUGUCUCUGACAAGGUUGCCGUAAUAUCAGGUGGAGGCAGUGGGCAUGAGCCAGCUCAUGCUGGUUACGUUGGAGAAGGAAUGCUUACAGCUGCUAUCUGCGGAGAUGUCUUUGCCUCUCCAUCAGUUGAUUCCAUCGUGGCUGGAAUUCGUGCUGUAACUGGUUCUCAGGGAUGUCUUUUGAUCGUCAAGAACUACACUGCUGACCGCUUGAACUUUGGUUUGGCUGCUGAGCAAGCGAAGUAUGAAGGUUACAAAGUAGAGACUGUUAUUGUUGGAGAGGAUUGUGCUUUACCCCCUCCUCGAGGUUUUGCUGGACGCAGGGGCUUAGCAGGAACUAUUCUUGUAUAUAAGGUUGCUGGCGCAGCAGCAGCUGCUGGUCUUUCUCUAGAAGAAGUUGCGGCCGAGGCAAAAUGUGCGUCUGAGAUGGUUGGUACCAUGGGUGUUGCAUUCUCUCUUUGUAAGCUUCUUGGGCCGGUUACAUCAGACCGUCUGGGCCAAAAGAAGAUGGAACUCGGGCUUGGAAUUCAUGGAGAACCUGGUGCUGCUGUGGUUGACGUUCAACCUGUGGAUGUGGUGGUUUCACUUCUUCUUCAGAAGAUACUGAGUCCUGAGACCAAUUAUGUUCCAAUUACACGCGGUGACAGAGUGGUUCUCAUGGCUAAUGGCUUGAAUUUGGACUUGCUGCUGAUAGGGUGUAUACAGGCUUUUUUAAUGCUCCAACCAAGGCUCCAAGUUGGCCUGUUGGCACUGAUGGUCCGUGAAAUGUUGUUACAUGUUCUAUGUUUAGAUUCCGUAAAAAAAUCUGAGCAUUUUGUGUCUCUUAUUGUAUCAAGUUAUCCACUCUAUGAUGCUGCUGAAACGAUGUAUGCCAUUGGUGCAUCCAUCAGCAAAGCCAUAAGGGGCACAAUUGGAAUUAUAUACAAUUUACUCUGCAAGGCAGCUUACGCGGAGCUAAAAAAGGCUAACAUUGACGAGGAAGUCACUCCCAGAGACUGGUCUGAAGCACUCAAGGCAUCAAUAGCUUCUGUGAGGAAAUAUGGUGGAGCAACUGAGGGGUACAGAACGAUGCUAGAUGCGCUCAUCCCAGCUUCACAAGUUCUUGAAGAGAAUCUGAGCGCUGGAGUGGACCCAGUAACUGCUUUUAGUGUGUCAGCUGCUGCAGCAACUAAAGGAGCGAAAUCAACCAUACAGAUGCAAGCUCAGGCUGGGAGAUCGAGCUAUGUGUCUGCAGAGAAUCUUGCAACAGUUCCAGAUCCAGGUGCAAUGGCUGCAGCAGUAUGGUACAGGGCGGCGGCAAGAGCCGUGAGGAAGAAACAGCAUCUAAAACCUUACGAAGGUAGCGUUGUUCCCAAAAGCCCCACUGUCCCUUCUCGAGAUCGUGUGUUCUACUUCGACUUCCCCGACAUUGGUAGGCACACAUGUCGGGACCCUACCUUUGUCAAAAUUCUUGGUGCCGUCGAGGUGACUCCCUCCGGUGGCUCUCCUCGCUCAACGGUUGGGCAGUCCGAGAGCCUCUCUUGCAACCUUGGGGCCUCGGUUUCGGUUCGUGAAUGGGGCAUAAUUCGCUUCAAGAAGAACGGUGAGAAUAAAACGUUCGUAGCUCGGCAAGGAUGUCGGAUCACUGUACCAUUUGGAGGCAUUGUCACAUAUUGCAACAGCAUUGAGGAGAUUUCUCAUCACAGUGGCUUCUGGUGGAACCCUUACCUCUUGUCGUACUACUCUAUCCCUCCCCAAGGCAUUGUUGAGUUUCUUCGCACUCCUGACAAAACAAAAGGAGGUUACCAGUAGCUGCUGUCCAAGAAAAUAGCUGAAGAUGAAGAAUGACUCAGGGCAGACUUUUCCUUAUUUUUGUUAUCAAUUGAGGAACACUAGUUUUUUGUAGUUUCUGCUAGAGUGUUGAGAUGAUCAAUCUCGGUGUAUAUGAAAACCAACGUGGUCAAGAAUACUUCCAGCUGAUGAUUGUUCUGCCUCCAAAGGUCGGGCCAUGUUUUGAUAUCA